UUCCCCUUAAUUCAUUCCUUUUUUACAGGGAACAACUUCCUUCUUUAACUUGGGAUAUAUCCCCCAGAUUAGAUAGCCCUCCGGGACUCUCCAUCCCUCUUUCUUGGAACACCCCCGGAAGGAGCCUAUCCGCCUAUCCCGGAGACAUGGAGGCCAUUAUCCCGGCCGCCGGCCUACUCUCCCUUCCUUCCAACCCCCAAGCCCGAGCCUUCCGCCCCUUCUCCACCCUCAGGACCCGCUUCCCCUCGGCGGCCGUUCGAGCCCACACCCCAGCUUCGAGAACCGAUGCACUCCGCUGGAGAGAGCCGAAUCCGUCGUUCUCCAAGCCGAGAACCCCCCUGGACGCCCAAAGAUUGCUCCUCUACAACGUUUCUUGCGGUUAUCGGGGAAAAGACAGGAGCUUUCCGGUCUGCGGAGCCGGAGCUGCCGCAAUUCCGGCGGAUGGAGGCGGUUACGUCGAGGAGAAACCGAAGCCCAAGUUGUUGGGCGUCGAGGUUCAAACGUUGAAGAAGAUUAUCCCGUUGGGGCUCAUGUUCUUCUGUAUUCUUUUCAACUAUACGAUCCUGAGGGAUACCAAGGAUGUGUUGGUGGUGACGGCCAAAGGGAGCAGCGCCGAGAUCAUCCCGUUCUUGAAGACGUGGGUGAACUUGCCCAUGGCGGUGGGGUUCAUGCUGCUGUACACCAAGCUCUCGAAUGUUCUCUCGAAGGAGGCUCUUUUCUACACGGUGUUAUUCCCUUUCAUCGCCUUCUUUGGGGCUUUUGCCUUCGUGCUGUAUCCCCUUCGCGAUGUCAUCCACCCUACGGGGCUUGCCGAUAAGCUCUUGACCGCCCUUGGGCCAAGCUUCCUUGGCCCGGUCGCGAUCUUAAGGAUUUGGAGCUUCUGUUUGUUCUAUGUCAUGGCCGAGCUCUGGGGAAGUGUGGUGAUCUCGGUUCUCUUCUGGGGCUUUGCCAAUCAGAUUACUUCUGUCGAGGAAGCCAAAGAAUUCUACCCACUAUUUGGCCUUGGAGCUAAUGUUGCUCUCAUCUUCUCAGGGCGAACUGUAAAAUAUUUUUCUAACCUGCGUAAGAAUUUGGGCCCUGGGGUUGAUGGUUGGGCAAUAUCUCUGAAAGGAAUGAUGAGCAUUGUGGUGCUUCUGGGUCUUGUAAUUUGUGCAAUCUAUUGGGGAGUAAAUACCUUUGUUGUCAAUGAUGCCUCUCUUCCAAGAUUGCAGCGCAAAAAGAAGGAAAAGGCCAAACUAGGCAUGAAAGAGAGCUUGAAAUUUUUGUUGUCCUCUAGAUAUGUGAGGGAUCUUGCCACCUUGGUGGUUGCUUAUGGUAUAAGCAUUAACCUUGUUGAAGUCACAUGGAAAUCAAAGCUCAAGGCACAGUUUCCAAGCCCCAAUGAAUACUCAUCUUUCAUGGGUGAUUUCUCAACUGCUACUGGUAUUGCAACUUUCACAAUGAUGCUGCUGGGCCGAGUCAUACUGAGAAAAUUUGGGUGGGGAGGAGCAGCCAUGAUUACACCCACAGUAUUGCUUCUCACUGGAGUUGGGUUCUUCUCGCUGAUUUUAUUUGGAGAACCAUUGGCCCCCUUGCUGGGAAAAUUUGGAAUGACUCCUCUGCUUGCAGCUGUUUAUGUGGGCGCAUUACAGAACAUUUUCAGUAAGAGUGCGAAGUACAGCUUAUUUGAUCCUUGCAAAGAAAUGGCUUAUAUUCCUUUGGAUGAAGACAUGAAGGUUAAAGGGAAAGCAGCCAUUGAUGUUGUCUGCAACCCCUUGGGAAAAUCAGGAGGCGCCUUGAUUCAACAGUUCAUGAUUUUGACAUUUGGGUCCCUUGCGAAUUCAACACCCUACCUUGGAGGAAUACUACUGGUGAUUGUUCUUGCAUGGAUAGGUGCUGCAAGGUCUUUGGAUGCCCAAUUUUCUCCUUUGGCGAAGCAAGCACUAGAGAAAGAGAAAUUGCUGAAAGAGAAGGUAAAAGAACCAAUGGUCAAACCAUCCCAAGAGAAUACCGAUGGCUUGGUUGAAAAGCAAGCAGUAGCAGCAAAAGAAAAUGGUUCUCUUCAUGAAUCCUUUGCAAGUAAAAACUCAACAAAUGGGUCACCUUUGAAAGAGAAGCUAGCACCUGAAUCCGAGAGUUCAUCAGAAACCACCACCCCCCAUAGUCAGUAAGGUUAAUCAGGCAUCCUAAACAGAAAGGUGCGAGUGAUGAUAAGAGGCACCUGGUAACACAAAUGUGCCAGUCUUCAGAUAGAAAUAACAUGACAGAAACAGGUAUGCAGUUGGUUCUUUCAUCUGUUUUGGUAGAAAAUAAAAUGUAUGCUAUUGCUGUAUUGCUACUGCAUCCCUGCUACUGAGGUUAGAUUAUCAGAAGAAUAUGUAGUUUUUCCCCCCAUAUUGAUGCAAUGGUCUUUUGAUUA
Elaeis guineensis (African oil palm) is the source of this 2398-nucleotide messenger RNA. RefSeq names its product plastidic ATP/ADP-transporter. Gene Ontology annotation, biological process: nucleotide transport. Gene Ontology annotation, cellular component: membrane. Lineage: Eukaryota; Viridiplantae; Streptophyta; Magnoliopsida; Arecales; Arecaceae. The record is from RefSeq and is a predicted model, not a curated record. Gene Ontology annotation, molecular function: ATP:ADP antiporter activity.